AAAGAGGUAUCAAGCUUUGUAUAAGGUAUGAGUGAUCUAGAAAAUUACUUUACUAAACUUAAGAGGUUGUGGGAUGAAUUGGAUUCCCUUAAUGUCAUUAUAUCUUGUUCUUAUGUCUGUGUAUGUGAGGGUAAGGGAAAGCUGGUUAAAUCACUGUAACAUCAGAAAUUAAUGCAGUUUCUGAUGGUGUUGAAUGACGUCUACGCUCAGGCAAGAGAGAACAUUUUGAUGAUGAGCCCUUCGCCAAGAAUUGAUGUUGUGUACUCUCUUUUGUUGCAAGAUGAGAACCAACGAGAGUUUUAUGUUAAUGCAGACCCCUUAACCAACUCAACAGCUUUUAUGGCAACAACACAAGGCAAGUGGAAUCACAGAAAUGGUAACCAAAUGAUAAGAGGAAAUGCUCAAUCACAGAAGUAUGAUAAUGGGGAACAAAGGAAUGGAAAACCAGUCCAGAGAUUCAGGUCAAGGAAGUUUAAGUACAAUCCUAAUGUUGCAUACUUACUGUGGAAAACAGAACAUGUACAUGAUAACUGCUACAAGAUCAUUAGAUACCCCAAUGAUUUUGAGUUCACUAAGACAAGGGACAAUCAAGGAACAGUGAAGGCAAAUACAGUUGCAACAGAAGAAAAAUCUAAAGCAUAUCAAAACACACAAGAGGAUACAGCCUACAACAAUUACAGCCAGUACAUAAGCAAAGAACAAUACACAAAUCUGGUGCAACAGGUUACAAAAGAUGUCCUGAAGGAACAUAAGGCAACACCAACGACUGGUUUUAGUGGAAAUGCCAUUGCUGGUUCCUUUAACGAGGAGCAUUAAAACUUUUGGUGAAGUAAAUGAGGGAUUGUACCUGUUGAAGUCUUCUACUAUUAGGUAUCAGUUUGUUUCUAAUACUAAUGUAGUUUCAAUUCUACAAGGAAGUAGUUCCAUUCCUAGUUCUUUCCUUUUUCUGCAAAUGUAAUCCCUCUGUUGAUUUUUGGCAUGUAAGGUUAGGGCAUCUGUCCUUUUCUGCAAUGAGAAAAUUCAGUUUCAUUAA
Solanum pennellii is the source of this 1033-nucleotide messenger RNA. RefSeq lists its product as uncharacterized. The transcript has 2 exons. The record is from RefSeq and is a predicted model, not a curated record. The coding region runs from base 172 to 816 and encodes 214 amino acids. NCBI's taxonomy places the organism in Eukaryota, Viridiplantae, Streptophyta, Magnoliopsida, Solanales, Solanaceae.